AUGUCACCCUUUUCAACAUGCCCAAGUGAUGUUAUGCUUGAUCAGUUGUACUAUAACAGCCCCUCAUCCAGUCUAUUGAAGGAUGGGAUCACAUCGCCUCCACGGGAUUUCAAUCGGCAAACUUUGCAGUCCAGUGCUCAGAGCGAGGGUAGAGUCAAAGUGUAUACCGCUUCUAGGGAAUCAAAGCAACCCAGCCGGAUCGGAUCAAUCCUAACUGUCGUUGGACUCUCUUUGACUGCUAUCCUACCUGGCAUACUGGGACUGGCUUUUUACCUCUCUUUGACCUUUGGUGCCCCUCAUGGUAAAUUUCUCUCCAAUGGCACCUACAUCAGACCAGAUGACGAAAGCUUCGCUUUGAACAUGCCAUUGGUAUCAUGUGGAAUCAUAGCUCCAUGGGUAAUGAUGCUCUUUGCAUAUCAUCUAGCAAACCACUGGCUAAAAGUUUCUCGUACCCCUCAUGGAUUUCAAAAACUUCCCAGUCCAUUUCAGUAUUUCCUCACAAUGGCCUUCAUUAAUAAUUCAACUCCUUUCUCUGUAUUACGAUUCUUGAUAUACGCCUUAAAACCUUCACCUUCCAAUCGUCAGCGUCUGUCUUUUACCAAGCGUAGAACAAGUCGUGCUAGCCUAUCUCCAAUCUUACUGUUAGGCUUCGUAGGGCUCUUGAUUGUCCUCACCUUCACUUGGUCUAUAAAAGUCAUAGAUGUGAUCUUACAUGAUCAAAUCGUUACUGUGGUUCAAAACAUUACCGAAAAGGAUAAUUCCACCUUCAGGGCAAAUGCAAUGAUCGAAAAAGGAUGCGAGGACCCGAUCUUUAACACUUGCGGUGUCCUGAAUCGUACUCUCCGAGCUAGUCAAGGUGGAGCCAAUACCAGCUCCGAAUUGCAGGUCUAUCAAGCUACGCCUUUGUCCGAGAGUAGAAUGUCUUUCAUGGGCCCGGCACUGCCUGAUUCUACAAUCAGCUUCAACUCAUCGCAUACAUAUGCUGCUGGUACGGUCUGUGAAGCAUUCCAUCCAUUUUGCAAAGUUCAUGAUAUGGCAAUUCAAAAUUGUACUCCGGGCACCCCUCCUCCACAUGGAAUCGGCCGAUGGAACAUGCUUCUUUAUGGUAAUGGUUUCAAUACAACGAUUUGGAAACAACGACUUCAAGUCUUCAUCACCGAACACGGGAACGUAUCGGGUGCAAAUAAAAAGCCGCUCACUAAUGGUGCCAAUAUCAAUCCAUUCACGAUUGCUACAUUUGGAUGCUUUCACAACUAUGCAAACAUCACAUGGGAUGAUAACAAUCAAAGCUAUCCUACACCAUUCUUCAAUUGGUGGUCAUUAGGUCAAGGUAUUAAAAACAAACCUUACAUGAUGUGCACAAUCUUGAUCUGCAAUACCACCGUAUACGAUGCUCAAUACAAUCUAACUGGAGGAAAACUUGUAUUGAUUGACAACAGUCUCACGUUAGCAAAUGCAUCAGCUACCUUGGCCAUAUCGGGUUCAGUUGCUUAUCUAGGGACUGCUGACACAGACUAUUAUCAAUAUGCUCCGCGCUUCUUAGAUGAUCAGUUACAAGUUGAUUUGACUGCAGCGGGAAACCAAUAUGGAGAGGACAGUCAACUUUUUGCAUCUGCAUGGGCUCAAGCUUUGUCAAAUCGGAUGAUAGGAUGGAGUGUAGGAGCUAUCGAAUUACAACCGAUCAUAGUCAACAAGACUCAAUCACAUUUAGCGACUUCUAUUCCUCUUUCAACGGCUUAUCUUUUCCUUGGGCUCCAUAUCUUAUUCUCGAUAUUCAUCCUUUCACUUGGUAUAUCUGCUUUGUUUCUUCCAGGAAUACUUAGACGAGAUCCAAGAAUUACAACUCAGCAUGAUAACAUGCCAGAAGAUCCUUCCCAAGAAGAUCUCCAAUUGAAUGGCGUAACUUUAAGUUUUGCACGAGAUAAAAUAAGUACCCCUGCUUCAUUGAUUCAUGAGUUGAUGAAUACUAGACGAUCACAAGAAUUGGCUUCUUCAUCUUCAGCACUUCCUUCUAUUUCUACACCUACUCUUCAUCGAACUCAGACAUUGUUAACAUCAAAUGAUAGGAGACAAUCGAAAAGAUUAUCAGAGUUUUCCGAAGCUGAACAAUUGAAAUUCUUCAUUGGCCUCCCAAAAUUACAUUACAAAAUAAUUUAA
Messenger RNA from Melampsora larici-populina 98AG31, 2157 nucleotides. RefSeq lists its product as uncharacterized. Bases 1 to 2157 code for a protein of 718 amino acids. The record is from RefSeq and is a predicted model, not a curated record. Lineage: Eukaryota; Fungi; Basidiomycota; Pucciniomycetes; Pucciniales; Melampsoraceae. The transcript has 6 exons.